AUGGUUUUGUCUGUAUCAGUGAGGUCAGCUCCCAAGAAGGGCUCAAUGAAGGCCGUCAGUAAGAGCGCAGAUAAAGGAGGAGAGAAGCGCAAGAGAUCCAGGAAGGAGAGCUACACGAUCUACGUGUAUAAAGAGCUGAAGCAGCUUCAUCCUGACACCGGAAUCUCCUCCGAGGCGAUGUUCAUCAAGAACUCUUUCAUCAACGACAUCUUCGAGCGCAUCUCCGGUGAGUCUCGUCUCGUCUCGUCUCGUCUCGUGUCUCUCCAGCAUCACACCGAGAGAGAUCCAGACCGCCGUGCGUCUGCUGCUGCCGGAGAACCGGACAAACACGCCGUGUCUGAGGAACAAAGACCGGGACCAAAUACACCAACAUCAUCAACGAACCCGAAGACUCUUUAA
This is a messenger RNA of Carassius auratus (goldfish), 399 nucleotides long. Its product is annotated as histone H2B-like. Lineage: Eukaryota; Metazoa; Chordata; Actinopteri; Cypriniformes; Cyprinidae. The record is from RefSeq and is a predicted model, not a curated record. Gene Ontology annotation, molecular function: structural constituent of chromatin; protein heterodimerization activity; DNA binding. Gene Ontology annotation, cellular component: nucleosome. The coding region runs from base 1 to 399 and encodes 132 amino acids. The transcript has a single exon.